This is a messenger RNA of Neurospora crassa OR74A, 2922 nucleotides long. RefSeq lists its product as hypothetical. The transcript is spliced from 2 exons. Bases 400 to 2088 code for a protein of 562 amino acids. The record is from RefSeq and is a predicted model, not a curated record. NCBI's taxonomy places the organism in Eukaryota, Fungi, Ascomycota, Sordariomycetes, Sordariales, Sordariaceae.
AACCGCCUGCAUUGAUCAUCCUGCCGGCCUCGACGCAAACGACGGCGACACCAAGGACAAUACCACCUGGACCCAUCGCUUCACAUCGUCUGCAUCCCUCAGUGGCACCCUGGUCGAACGUUUGGGGCGGGGCUUUGCUGUUCUAGAGAACCCGACUGUGUGGUUCAGGCGUCUAGUUUAGGCACUGCUUGAUAGGCCUUCUGCGAAUCACGACCCGGAGCUGCUUCUACCAUCAGCACGUUUGCUUUUGCUCUCCAGUAUUAAACCUACAAUCAAGUACCUCCCAGGUCCCGAGGCCAAACCGUUAUCCUUAGUUCUGCAGCACUUUCCCCGUCUGGCUACCUCUACCUAUUCUUCAUCUUUUCCCUCCCCCCCCCAGCUACAUCACACAAACUCACCAUGCUCUACUUAAACAAACGCUCUCCUUCCGAGGAGCUGGCCUCUGUUCACAACCCAAUUUCUCCCACUGCUACUUCUACUUGGCACCAUUCUCUAGACGACCAGAAGAUGACCGAGGUAGUCCCAUUCCCCCAACCACAACACCUCUACCCAUUCGGUGGCUCAUCCCAUCGUUUGCUCGCCCCUGCCCCUGAGCAGAAAUCUCCUUACUUCUCUCCAGAUUUAUAUCGCGAGAUGCCUGUCUACCCCGUGGGCUACCAGACCACCUCUCAUCUGCCCAGGUCCCCCCCAGAGGCUCGCUCGGCUUCGGUCUCGAGUAUAUCCUCUUCGGUCUCCCACGGCACACCUGACAUGUCUUCCUCUCGGACCAUGUCACCCGUCACGGACUCCAACUCUGACACUAUGGCAAGUCCCCCGGUCUUGACCAGGACGUAUAACCCGCCGUCGUCCUAUCACCACACGCACCACACCUCCCAGGCGCUCCCUUCGUCAUUAAUCCCCGCCCCAUCGCAGUACAUGCAUAUUCAGGUCGCCCCUCCGCCACCAAUGUCGCUCUAUCCUUCGAUGCCGGCCUUGUCACAACGAACAACGACGUACCCACCAUCAUCCUCAUAUGAUUACCACCAACACUUGGGCCACCCUUACCCAUCUCAGCAGUCCAUGCACAGCUAUCAGCUACCAAUGCACAACUACCAACCCGUGUAUAGCUACACCAGCGCCCAGGCCUAUCCCAGCCAUUCAGCUGGCACCAUAUUACCCUCGUUCGCUCCCGCGCUAGGGUCCUCAAUCAUGUCCCUUCCACAUACGCAACGUCACGACAAGGCUCCUAUUGAGCGUUUACUGAAAGGCAAACACGAUAUCGUCAUGAUGAUCCAGUCACACCUGGAUUAUUUCGAUGUCACCAAGGCUCAGAUGGCGAGCCGGUGGUUCAGAGAUCACUUUGACCCCUCCAAGUGCCCUGAAGAAGACAAGAUCCGGUGCGUCAUGUUCGCCGAGAUCAACUUCAAGCGAUUCUGGCCCAACAACACCUCCUCGGGUGGCCGAGGCGGCGACAAGGAUGAUGGCAAGCAUCCUGGCUCCUUUGGGUGCUACCACUGCUUCAAGGUCAAAAGCCCCGAAAACUUUGAGCUGUUCAGGUGGAAGAAUGAUCUGGAGGAUGCGCCUGAGAGCAGCAACAACAACAAGACCAAUGCCAAUGACCAAAAGAACUCUGCCACCUCAAGAAAACAACAACAACAACAACAAAAUCAAGAAGGCUCCCCCAAACAGAACCCACCUCUGUCUCCUUCUACAUCCUCCCACACCUCCACCUCUUCAUUCUCUCUAACCUCAAACCCCCAUUACGACCCCUCUGUAACACGCUCCUCCCUCGCCGCCGCCGCCGCCGCCUCCACCAAGGGUCAAACCGGCAACACUCGCCGCGGCCCUUCCUCCUCCUCCUCCGGCACUUAUUCUUGCUCGGACCAAUCCCCCCGCAUCCAAGAAACCUGGGGGAUCCGGCGUUUCUGCAUCGACUGCGGCAUCAAAAAGAAAUUCUACAGACCGGGGGUCCUGAUCGAGCUCCACAAAGAGAAGAACGCGGUGUGGGUGUGCGACUGCUGGGUCACGCACAAGAGGCCGCAGGAGCUGGAUUGCAAGGUUUGCAAAAAGAUAUUGCCGCUGAGCACGCCGAAUCGGAGGAGGUGUUGAUUUGAUCUGGGGGUUGUGACUUUUGGACGAUCAUCUUGGGGGGUAUUUCAUUACCGGAUUAGAAUCAAUAAGUUAAAGGCUUGGACUUGGGAAUACUGCUUCUUGGUUGAAGGCGUUGGGAUACGUUGGGAGGGUUCAGCGUUGUCUUUUUUUUUGUUCCUUGAUCUUUUCUCGUGUUCAUGAUUUUCUUUGGGUUCUGGAUACAUGGCUUACAUCAUUUCCUUCCUUCUUCUUCUUUCUUGGAAAACACGUUUCAGUUACUUUGUUUACCCACAUGUCCUUCCUUCCUUCCUUUCAUCCGGGGAGGGGGGUUAAGAUUUAUUACUAAAGAUACCACAUUAUUCCCUUCGUCUUCAUCUUCUUCUUCUUCUUCUUCUUCUUCUUCUCCAUCAGCUUUACUAAAUGCUUCUUCAUGUUUGACAUUGUUCCUUAUUUGCCUUGUCCAUAUUACUUAUUUAUCGAUCGGAUGAGGGAGGUCAUCUACACAACAACGCGGUGAGAAUCCCACACAUUUUGGGCGGCAAAAUCUGAUUAAAUGUUUAAACCUACACUAUAUAAACUUGGGCGUCCGGCAAAUUUGAUACCUACCUUAGCGUUCAGUCAUCAUCAUCAUCAUCUUCAUCAAUGGACUCUCUCUUCUACCUAACUAAAACAUUUGGGCACACAUGGUCAUUUACGAAUACCGAGGGCUGAUGGAGGUCAUCAGUGACCCCCCCCAUCCUUCCCUUUGACGAUGGAUGUAAGCCUCAAAACAAACAUUAGUAGCAUGAAGAUUCCUAAACUUUCUACUAGUGCUAGUGCAGUCACUACGGGAUUUUUAAUGUAGAGAUUAGG